Alexandromys fortis (reed vole) is the source of this 4830-nucleotide messenger RNA. It is a transcript of the gene Smug1, whose product is annotated as single-strand-selective monofunctional uracil-DNA glycosylase 1. Gene Ontology annotation, molecular function: single-strand selective uracil DNA N-glycosylase activity; oxidized pyrimidine nucleobase lesion DNA N-glycosylase activity. The transcript has 4 exons. Bases 3378 to 4235 code for a protein of 285 amino acids. The record is from RefSeq and is a predicted model, not a curated record. Lineage: Eukaryota; Metazoa; Chordata; Mammalia; Rodentia; Cricetidae. Gene Ontology annotation, biological process: base-excision repair.
AGGGGUGGUUGAGCUACGGCGCCGAGGUCUAAGGGGAAUCCCUAUGAGCCCUGCUGCGUGUUAAUUUUGGUUUAAAUCCCGUGGAUUCCUGGAGAGCCUAUAAGGAGCAGGGACUAACUAGUGACUUGGGUUCUUGUUUUUAUUUUAGGUUUAUUUAUUUAUAUAACUUAUACAUUUGGGUGUUGUUCUGUUUGCAUGUACAUCUACACACAGAAGAGGGCAUCGGAUCCUAUAGGACUCGGUUAGACUGUUGUGAGCCACUUUGUGGGUGCUGGGAAUUGAACUCAAGACCUUUGAAAGAGCUACCAGUGUUCUUAACGGCUGUUCACUGUGGCUUGGAUUCUAUUAAACUUCUUGGAGUUAAUAUCAGAUAGACCGGAUAUGAGUAUGAAAUUUAUCCUCGACCACACAUAUCUCAGGGUCACCAGUUGCUUUUAAAUGUAAUUUGAAAUGGCUGACAUGUCUUGAGCAUCUGGGUUUUGACUUUUUGAGAAAAAAAUUACAUGUAGUUCAAACUGUCCACACCCUUGCUACAGGAGGAAUACUCCCGAUCUGAUCUUUCUGUCUCUACUUCCCGAGUGCUGGACCUAUAGGGAUGUGGCUUCAAACCUUGCUUAUGCUGGGGGAUUGAACCCCAAGGCUUCGUGUAUGCUAGGUGAGCCCUCCACUGACUUGCAGCAUCAGCCCAAUGAACGGAUGGUGACUUUGGGUAGGACUGCUAGGCUUCCAGUUAGCGCUCUGGGAGUGUUUUGUCUGGGAUAGGAAAGCUCAGGUUAUACUGUAUGUCAGCUUGCUUGUCCAUCUUUGUUCAUGGUUUACCCACAGCCUGUCUUACUUUUUAUUCAAUUUGGAUUUCUUCUCCCAGCAAGAGACUGACAUGUAGGAACUCAUACAUAUCUAAAAGACAAGCAGGUUAAAAGCUGGUGGUAGGAGAUGGAAUAUGAGGAGCCUAAAUGACUUGUACAAGAGAACCUUCUGAGAUGGCUCAGCUGGUAGGGCGCUUGCUGUCACACCUGAUGACCUGAGUUCAAUCCUCAGACCCUUGACUGUAGAAGUAAACCAGCUCUCCAAAGUUGUCUCUGACCACACGUGUGCUGUGAAUGCCUGCUCUGCCCAAUAAAUAAUAAAUAAAUAAAGUUAAGGGAGAGAACAGCCAGGGCUAGAAUUGAAGUUAGCUGACUUAGGCUGUGAUAGGACCGGGCUUUGAAAGCCGAACAGUGAGAAUGAGAUCUUGUCACUUUGUGUGUGCCCAUCCGUGCUGUCUUCAGCACCUGAGUGCUGCUUUUUCUAAUACUGGUUCUACAUAGGGAAGUGCAAAGCAAAGCAAGGUCCCGGAAAGCACAGUUCACGUCACCAUUUUCAGCUUUCCAGAAUGUCCUGGAUGCCUGUCUGCACAACUCAGUUCCAGACUUCAGGCCUGGUUGAUGGUGACACACGCAGGUUCCCAGCACUUAGGAGCUGGAGGCAGGGACACUGUCACAGUGUGAGGUUAGUCUGGUCUCCAUCUUGAGUUUCAAGACAGCCAAGGCCGUUUCCCAAAACUUAUAACUAAAAUUAAAGCCGGGCGGUGGCGCACGCCUUUAAUCCAGCACUCAGGAAGCAGGGGCAGGUGGGUCUCUGUGAAUUCGAGGCCAACCUGAUCUACAGAGCGAGUUUCAGAACAGCCAGGAUAGUUUACACAGAGAAACCCUGUCUUGAAAAACAAAACAAACAAAAAAUGAAGAAGAAGAGAGAGGGCUCAUGGAGCUUAGGGAUCGAGUACCUGCCCAGCCUGUUCAUGGGCCAGGCUCCUUCUCCCACACUGGGUUUGUGGGGUGGUAAGAGGAGCCCAUCGGGAUGGGGCAGCUCAGUGGUAAAGUGCUUGCUUGGCCCCAGGGCUCCACUCUAACAUGGGAGAAGCAAAAAUGCAUUGUUGGAAGGUAGCUUUAAACAAGAUCGACAGAGUGGAAGUGGGUAGAGCCAUGCAUACCUGAGAUCCAGGACCUUUUAGGUGUGGCAAGGAAUUGAAUAGAGCCAGGCUUCUGGUCUCCCUUACUCUGGCUGGGGUGGCCAACAACUCUCAACCUUCACCAGGGCAUCUGAAUUGCUUUUUUUUUUUUUCAAGUCAGGGUUUCUCUGUGGUUUUGGAGCCUGUCCUGGAACUAGCUCUUGUAGACCAGGCUGGCCUCGAACUCACAGAGAUCCGCCUGCCUCUGCUUCCUGAGUGCUGGGAUUAAAGGCGUGCGCCACCACCGUCCAGCCCUGAAUUGCUUUGUGUGCUGUAUGCCAGGCAGUUCAUCACUGUGAUAGAUACCUGAGAAGAACAGCAUGAGAGAGAAAAGGUAGAUUUUGGCUCACAAUGCAGAGGCUCCAUUCUCUGGCUGUUUGGCCUCUCUCUCAUGGCUCCAGGUCUGUGCUGAGGUGGGCAUCCUGGGGGAAAGGUGGGUGUAGGGCAAAUGUGCUCAUUUUAUGUCAGCCAGGAAGCGGGGGGGGGGGCAGAAGGGAGGGAAAGAGACAGGACAGACCCUCCGGAGACAACCCCCCCCAGGUCCUGCUUCCUCCAUUAGAUUAGCUUCCUCGUUUACUCAGUUGUCUCAAUAGUGCCAUUGGCUGGGGACCAAACCUUCAUCAUUUUAUAAUCCUAGCUUGUAGGGUGGGGCCGCGCUCUGAGAAUGUCUCUGUACACUGAAGGAGGUGGUUUGAGCUGCAUCUUGAAGGAUGAGUUUGAACUGGAUGUGGGUCACCUUCUUGACUGCUGGCUGAUGUCCUGGCUAACUCAGUCAUAAUUGGUUGGGUUUCUGAAAAUGGCCUGUGCAGUUUUGGGAUGGGGUGGGAGAAGCAUUUUGAAAGUGAGUGAAAUGGCCAGGUACAAGCACUGGUUGUGCGUAGAACUGAGACAGGGUUGUAGUUUAGAAGGCUGCUGCAUUUCUUUCCCUCUUCCAUUCAAACACAACUUUAUGAAGUGGGUAUUAUUAUCCUUAACAUUCAGAUGUGAAAAGCGGAGGUUCUGGCCGUGGCUGCAUAGCUUCAAAGAGUCUGUUCAGAGUCUGAUAAUCAACCUGUUCACCUCUGAGGAUUCUUGAGUGUGGGAAAGAAGCUGGGCCGGGGUUAGGGGCUUGUAGAAUUAGUGGGGUGGCUGAUCAGGUGUGGGUGGUUAAGAGCGUGGCUUUGCGUCAGAUUAUGUGGGUUCAAAUCCCAACUUCAUUACCUGGUAACUGUGACCCUCAGCAACCUGCUGGAUCUUGUUAAGCCUCAGUCUCCUGGCUUGCAACAUGGGAGCAAUAUUACCUACCUCAUGGGGUUGUUAUGAAGAUCAAUGGGGCGUACCUGGUGGAGAGCAAUUGCUUACCACCUGGAAGCUGCUCUAAUUAGCCCUCCCAAGUCUCUGGGCUGUGACUAUGCACCUGCAUCUCAUUCGUCAGUGCAACAUUUCCAGGACAUGCUCAUCCUGGACAGACUGGCUUGUUACAGAUGUCAUUGGAGAAAAAGGGUGCCAGGAGAUGUGUCCUGAAUCCCAGCGCCUAAGAAAUGGAGGUAACAGUGGCAUGGCUGUGUCCCCGACUUUCCUGCCUGGGCCAACCCAUGAACCUGCAGGUGCUUUGAUGGAGCCUCUGCCUUGCGCUCCAAGCUUGACUGAGGGCUUCUUGGAGGAGGAGCUUCAGCUCAAUGCCGAGCUUCACCAGCUGCAGUUUCCAGAGCCUGUACCUUUUGGGGAAGUGAAUGUGGUCCGGGACUGGUUGGGCAUUGGGGGCUCUGUGCUGACCCCUCCCCAAGAGCACCCUAAGCGACCAGUGUUGGGACUGGAGUGCACACAGUCAGAGGUGAGCGGAGCCCGAUUCUGGGGCCUUUUCCGGGCCCUCUGUGGACAGCCCCAAGUCUUCUUCCGGCAUUGCUUUGUCCACAAUCUGUGUCCUCUGCUCUUCUUGGCUCCCAGUGGACGAAACCUCACCCCCGCUGAUCUGCCGGCCAAGCAGCGGGAGCAGCUACUGGCGAUCUGCGAAGCAGCCCUGUGCAGGCAGGUGCAGCGGCUAGGGGUGCGGCUGGUAGUGGGAGUGGGGCGGCUGGCAGAACAGCGGGCUCGAAGAGCUCUAGCUGGACUGGCUCCAGAGGUGCAGGUGGAGGGGCUCCUGCAUCCCUCUCCGCGAAGCCCACAGGCCAACAAGGGCUGGGAGGCGGCAGCCAGGGAAAGACUCCAAGAGUUGGGGCUCCUACCUCUGCUUACGAGUGAGUGUUCAGCCAGGCCUAGCACACUUUAGAGAUCACCUUGUACGCAGGCUUUGCCGGGCUCCCUGUUGGAGGAAUCACUCUGGGCUUUUGUCUAAUCCUGAGCGCAGGGUGGGCAGCUCUCCUCCCUUGAGCCUCACCCUUUUGUCUCCAGUGGCUUGUUCUGUUCAGUGUCCACAGAGGGGGCCUCUGCACUCGCUGGCCACACCAUUUCCUUGGGGACCUCUGUGUGCAGAGGGUCCUUGAUAGGGAUGUCUGGGGUCAUAUUUGAACUUUUGGAGGAAAGAUAAUUUUAAUCUUUCCUGUUUUGUUUUUAUUGGCAUUGUUUUUGGCACUGCCUCAUACACACUAGGAAAGCUCACACUGAUCUACCUCAGACUUUUUGACACUAAUUGUACGUAUUAGUGGGGUUCAGUGUGAUGUUUCCACACAUGCAUUAAGUGUGAUCGAUUGAGUCUGACCUCUCUUAAUCUGUCCUUUCCACAGCUCCCCCUCCCCAACCAGAGGGCAAUCUUUGAUCCCUACUCAUCCUUACAGAACACUUGCCUCUAGCCGGCUUCUCUCCUCUCCUCCCAGGGACCAGGACAGACAUCACAUUGAGAAUGAGCUUCUGAGCCAGGUGUCCUG